Phyllostomus hastatus (greater spear-nosed bat) is the source of this 741-nucleotide messenger RNA. RefSeq names its product LYR motif containing 7 (gene LYRM7). The transcript is spliced from 4 exons. Bases 140 to 478 code for a protein of 112 amino acids. The record is from RefSeq and is a predicted model, not a curated record. Gene Ontology annotation, biological process: mitochondrial respiratory chain complex III assembly. NCBI's taxonomy places the organism in Eukaryota, Metazoa, Chordata, Mammalia, Chiroptera, Phyllostomidae.
CCUGUAAUCGACCUCCGUGGCUUCUCGCGGUUUUACCGGAUCCUGGCGGCUCUGGUUCGCCAAACUCCCCUCUCUCCAUCUCCGCGAAAGGCGGGGCUACAAAGGAGAUGCUGUGUGUUGAUUGGUUGCGGUGCAUAAGAUGCGUAGUUACGGAGUUGGCCGCGCAAGCCGGGAUUGGUUGCUGGAGGCGGGGCGACUAGACCGCCGGAGAGGUAGCCGCCGCGGUGAGGAGAGACAUGAGUCAGGCAGCCAAGCAGCCAGAAGAAAGAUAAAUGAAGAAUUCAAAAAUAAUAAAAGUGAAACUUCUCCUAAGAAAAUAGAAGAGCUAAUAAAAAUAGGUUCCGAUGUGGAAUUGGUACUCAGAACAUGUGUUAUACAAGGCAUUCACACAGAUCACGAUACACUGAAACUGGUCCCCAGGAAAGACCUUCUUCUAGAUAAUGUGCCAUUUUGUGAUGCACCAACGCAGAAGCCAUGAAUUUUCUAGGAUAAAAUCAAGUCUUUAAUCUUUAAUUUUAAAAUAUAUAACUGCAACAAAAGUCCUGGAAAUGCAGAUAUUCUGAACUGGCAUACUGAAAAUAAGUGAAUUAAAGUACAGUUUUAUAAUUGAAUUUCACUUUAAAAGGACAUUGCUAAAAACUGCAUUCCAUAGCUAAGUAUUUCUAAAGAACAUUAGAUAACACAUUUCAUUUUCAUUGAAAAUCAAACUUUAUGAAGUGAAAUAAAUGUUUGGGGAGGUUA